GCGUUCUCUAAGCAUCAAACACUUUCGAUUCAGUUCCUUCGAAAUCACUGUUUUCACACCAAAUAAGGAUCAGGCAUAAUGGGUUUCGGCUUCCGUGGGUUUCAAAGGCGUGUGAACAUCCCAAAGGGAAGUGUAGCAGUGUAUGUAGGAGAAAACCAGAAGAAGCGUUUUGUGGUUCCCAUAUCGUACUUGAACCAACCUUCUUUUCAAGAGUUGCUGAGUCAAGCUGAACAAGAAUUUGGAUUUGAUCAUCCAAUGGGUGGCCUCACACUUCCUUGCAGAGAAUAUGUCUUCCUUCAAGUCACUUCUCGCUUGCACAGGCGAUAGACAGAAUCAACUAAUUGUUUGUGUAGAAAUGACAAAAUUUAACCAUGUAUAUACAUACAUACUUUUUCAUCUUUCCAUUUUGUUCUUCAGGAAAGAUAUACUGUAACAGAAUUCCAUGAAUACAAGAUUAUC
Molecule: messenger RNA, 459 nt
Organism: Vigna unguiculata (cowpea)
Lineage: Eukaryota; Viridiplantae; Streptophyta; Magnoliopsida; Fabales; Fabaceae
Product: auxin-responsive protein SAUR23-like
Biological process (GO): response to auxin
Source: RefSeq, a predicted model, not a curated record